CUCUGCUCACCAUGAGCGACAACAACAAGGACCUUCCACAUCCGCACGACAAUGUAGAGCCGUUGGACUACAAGGAACAAUUCCAGGACCAAAAGCCGUCUAAAUUCGUGGACCCGUGUGAAGGCGCAGCCAAGGCUAGUCUGAAGUGCAUGGACGUGAACAACUAUGACCGAACGGCCUGCAUGGACUACUUCCAGGCGUACAAGGACUGCAAGGCUGCAUGGAUCGAGCGCCGCAAGGACGACCGACGAAACGGACGCUACUGAACGCUCUUGAUCGCUGUUGUAUUUGGAUUUCAUUUCACCUGGUGCAUAUCACUAUGCUAAGUAGGGUAUCGAACGACGAAGACGGCGGCGUCCAAUACUAUGCAUCGCCACCCGAAUAUAUAUGUAAUCGAUACAACGUCGGAGAAUAUACAAUUGGCGCACGUUGGUUGAUUAGUUCGGGGGCUCGUAAUUUGGUCGCGGCGCUUGGAUGUAGGAUACUGGACGAGAGGCGGCGCCGUUGUUCAGUGGAGGGGGCGGUCGCGGGUUAGUCCCCCAGUCGUCCUGUGGCAUUCGUGGCGGUCCCGGUCCCGGUCCCGGUUGCUGGUACUGGUGCUGUUGCUGCUGCUGCUGCUGCUGCUGCUGUUGCUGCUGCUGCUGUGCCAUGCCGAGAGGGCGCGAGCUCGGUGGUACGUUGCCCAUCGGCGGUCGCUCAAUGACCGGUGAAGUCGGAGCAUUGAAGCGCGGGUUGCUCCCGUUCUGAGCUGGGUUGUACGGAAGAUUGGCAUUCGGAGGUCGACCUGACGAGCCCGCCUUGAGCUUCAUGUAGGUGUCGACCUUCUUCAGGAAUUCCUUCCCAGGAAGUUCCAUAGAGUUGGCGAAAUAUUCCUGAUCGUGGAGGAUGGGCAAGAAUUCUUCCGGCACGGUGAAGAACUCGUCCUGAUUCUCCAGCAAUGCCGUCACAACCCUGAUCGCCCCAAAACUCUCGUCUCGCAUAGCGUCCCGGCCACGAGAAUAUAGAAUGCUGGGGCAAAUCACAGUAGCAAGGUUGCCCAAGUCCAUUUUGCUC
This is a messenger RNA of Mycena citricolor, 1053 nucleotides long. The record is from the annotation of a GenBank genome assembly. Lineage: Eukaryota; Fungi; Basidiomycota; Agaricomycetes; Agaricales; Mycenaceae.